AUGCAGAUGUACAAGUUUAAACUCAUAUCCCAGGCAUAUGAAGUUCUGUCGGACCCAAAGAAAAGGGACCUCUAUGACCAGGGUGGGGAGCAGGCUAUUAAAGAAGGAGGCCUGAGUGGCGGCAGCUUCUCUUCACCCAUGGACAUCUUUGACAUGUUCUUUGGUGGUGGAGGCCGAAUGAAUAGAGAGAGAAGAGGCAAAAAUGUUGUGCACCAGUUAGGUGUAUCUCUUGAAGACUUAUAUAAUGGUAUUACAAGGAAACUGGCACUGCAAAAGAAUGUUAUUUGUGGGAAGUGUGAAGGUUAUGGCGGAAAGAGAGGGGCAGUAGAAAAGUGCCCUGUGUGUAAAGGAAGAGGAAUGCAAGUUAUAGUUCAGCAGAUUGGACCCGGCAUGGUACAACAAAUCCAAACUGUGUGUCCAGAAUGCAAAGGCCAAGGUGAAAGAAUAAAUCCGAAGGACAGGUGUGACAACUGCAAUGGCUGUAAGGUUGUGAGAGAGAAAAAGAUCAUAGAAGUUCAUGUUGAUAAAGGUAUGAAAGAUGGUCAGAAGAUAGUAUUUCAUGGAGAAGGUGACCAGGAGCCUGAUCUGGAGCCUGGUGAUGUUAUAAUUGUGCUUGAUCAAAAGGAUCACAGUGUUUUUCAGAGACGAGGGCAUGACUUAAUCACAAAAAUGAGAAUUCAGCUCUCAGAGGCUUUAUGUGGUUUCAGAAAGACCAUUGAAACUCUGGAUAACAGAGUACUUGUCAUAUCAUCCAGGCCAGGUGAAGUGAUAAAACAUGGUGACCUAAAGUGUAUCUACAAUGAAGGGAUGCCUAUCUACAAAUCUCCAAUGGAAAAAGGCAGCUUAAUUAUACAAUUUUUGGUCCAGUUCCCAGAGCACUACUGGCUCCCAAGGGAGAAAUUGUGUCUGCUGGAGGGUCUGCUUCCUCCACGAGAAGAUGUUAUGAUUACAGACGAGAUGGACCAGGUAGACCUUGAAGAUUUUGAUCCAAGUGAGCAAACCUACCGUAACAGUGGGGGAGAAGCAUAUGAAGAAGAUGAGGAGGGUCCAAGAACAGGAGUACAGUGUCAGACAUCUUAAAGCAAGGUGGAAUGGAUGUCAUCUAAAGUGUAAAUUUUCACAAUGAAAACUGCAUGGCUGUAAUAGCCACUGCUUGUGGUUUUUGUGUUCAGCAAAUUGAGUUGCUGCGCUGUCAGUAUCACCUUUUUGUAACUAAUUUAUAUUGUGUUCUUGUAGUCUUUAUAUAUAAAGCAAAUGUUACACAGCUGAGAACCAACUGAGUUGGUAUGUUUUCCUUUGCUGUGAAGGUUCUCAAUUUAUUUCACCUAUGCUAUUUAUAUAAGACUUUGGCAAUGUUGAUAGAGGCUAAGUGGAGUGUCUUAUGUAAAUACUUUCAUACUGGAAAAUUAAUUUCAUGGAAAACAUAGCUGAAAUAACUUCUAAUAAAUAGAACUCUUCACAUU
Pelecanus crispus (Dalmatian pelican) is the source of this 1463-nucleotide messenger RNA. It is a transcript of the gene DNAJA4, whose product is annotated as DnaJ heat shock protein family (Hsp40) member A4. Gene Ontology annotation, molecular function: Hsp70 protein binding; ATP binding. The record is from RefSeq and is a predicted model, not a curated record. Gene Ontology annotation, biological process: protein folding; response to heat. NCBI's taxonomy places the organism in Eukaryota, Metazoa, Chordata, Aves, Pelecaniformes, Pelecanidae.